CCUGUACGUGGCCCCUGUGUGAGUUUUCACAACAAGACUCCAUUUCCCAGAAUGCACCGCGGACUAAGCAGGCAAGCAGCAGGCGCACGGCUCUCUCUCGGUCUCCGUGCUCAGGCUGCUUCUCCCGCUGGCGCUGCUGCGGGUUUAGGAAGCUAUAAAGACGCUGGAUGGGCUUUCGGAAACAGCGAAGACACAGAGCGACAUUUCCUUGAAGUGUUCCCUUCCAGACGGGGUGCUUCAGGAUGGGGAAUGGCAUCAACAAGGUCCUGCCUGAUUUAUACUUGGGAAAUUUCAAAGAUGCAAGAGACAGGGAACAGCUUGCGAGAAACAACAUUACACACAUCCUGUCCAUUCAUGACAGUGCAGCUCCAAUCCUCCAGGAGAUGACCUAUCUCUGCAUUUCGGCAGCUGACCUGCCCACACAAAACCUGACUCAGCACUUUAAACAGAGUAUAAUGUUCAUGCACGAGUCCCGCCUUAAGGGAGAAGGCUGCCUCGUUCACUGUUUGGCAGGCGUGUCCCGCAGCGUCACCCUGGUUGUGGCCUACAUCAUGACGGUCACAGGCCUGGGCUGGCAGGAGGCGCUGGCUGCUGUCAAGGUGGUCCGACCCUGUGCUGGGCCCAACCUGGGCUUCCAGCGACAACUCCAGGAGUUCGAGACCACUCUAGUGGAAGAGUUCAGAGAAUGGCUCCGGCAGGAAUAUAAGGAAAACCCCUUCAACGAUGAGGCCGAUAUACGUGUCCUACUCGCCAGAGUAUCCAAAGUCAGCAGUGAGGAUGAAGAAAAACACACGUCGACUCCUCCUGGAGGGAUCUGAUCGCUCCUCUUCUGGAGGUCUUUUGCAGCUCUGCCUGCAGGAUUACACUGAAACGAGAUGAAGUGUUCUGGACUUCUGUAUGGAUUCUCAUCCCAAAGGAAGCGAUUGUCUCAAUCUGAUGGACAUUAAAGCUGGAGGAGACAGUUACUGUGUACAGGUCAUAUUAAUGUUUAGCAUUUAUUGUUGUUAGUUGUGCUAUGAAGUUUUUUUUUAAAGUGAUGAACCGAGUUUUUCCACUGUGUCAGUAUGAUUUCAAAUUGUUAAAUAAAAGCAGUCAAGUGAAGCAUCAGGGUCCCGACCUUAUUGGAGGUGAUAAGACGCAUUCAGCACUCUGUUUAUAGCUCUAUUUCCUGGUUCUCUUCCUGUUUGUCUAAUGUGCAAGGACCGACACGCGUGGUGGCAUCGAACACACAAAGACCACGCUCUCGUAAGCACUCUUCACACAGCUGCCCAUACAUUCUGCUAAACUGAGACAAAAAUAUAAAGAUGCCAUGGUGAGGUGUGGCAAGAAGUCCUCUGAAUAUUAAUAAUAGGUGUGUGUUGAUAACCACUGGAGGGCAGUAACCAUCAUAACUUACUUUAGAACUAUACAGUACUUUCAAUUAAACCAUGUCUUUGUUUGAGAUAUUAUUUUGAACUGAACUUCAUAUUUUCCUACCAAAACAUGUAUAUUUUUAGAUUUUUCCCCCCUCCAUUUACCUGUAUUUCAGUGGAAAUAAGUCUGAGCUG
Salarias fasciatus (jewelled blenny) is the source of this 1547-nucleotide messenger RNA. RefSeq names its product dual specificity phosphatase 22b (gene dusp22b). Gene Ontology annotation, cellular component: cytosol. Gene Ontology annotation, biological process: protein dephosphorylation; signal transduction. The transcript has 7 exons. Gene Ontology annotation, molecular function: protein tyrosine phosphatase activity. NCBI's taxonomy places the organism in Eukaryota, Metazoa, Chordata, Actinopteri, Blenniiformes, Blenniidae. Bases 243 to 818 code for a protein of 191 amino acids. The record is from RefSeq and is a predicted model, not a curated record.